AUGGAGCAGUAUUUCCGCAGCUUGAUAAUAGUUGUAGCAAUCAUCACGGGGGUGUCAGAAGUUCACUCAUCACUAUUAACAUCAGAAGUAUUUUCUCUAAUACGCGAUGUAAUUGAUCGAAUAUUGCAAGAUUCUUCUCAACCUCAUGAUAUUCUUUGCGUGGAGUGCUCUGGAAAUGUGUUUGACGAUGCCAUAGUUCGUUUACAGGUGGCGCGACCAUAUUUAGUUUUUACACAUGAAAAAAACAUAUCUCUUGCUGUGAAGUUCCAUGACAAUUUCUCUGGAAAAAAACGCGAAAAUUCAAUGGUGAUUCAAGUUUGCUUGCAAGGUUUGCAGUGCGGUUGGGGUCAGAUGUUACUCUUCCAAAACCCCAAUAAGUAUGCAAUUUUCGUUCAGCUGUUUCAUGGUGUAGCACACACUCAGAUAAUUCAGUUGGCAAAUGAGUUGGUAAACUAUGGUAUACUAAAGGUUUUGCAAUUCGUUGCCUCCCCAGUUGAUGACGGCCAAGCUAGUAUCUACAUAUCAAGCUCCAUAACACGUCAGUGGAAUCAUGUGGGUAACAAUAGUAAUGCGGUGGAUAUUUUAUUUGGCAAGCGUUUAACCAGCUUUAAAGGGUACAUGUACGAAGUAGGUUAUGUUCCCAUCAUGGUGAACACGUACAUGAAGAACAAGGAAUUUCACAGCCUAGACAUAGAGUUUUUUAAAAUAAUACUCCGCCGCCAGGGUGCACGUUUUCGAUUCCAUCCCGAAAACCUACUUCAACCACUGAUAUCAAAGUUAAUUACUGGUCAAAUUGAUGUACUCCUUAACCCGGUGGAAAUGAAUGGCAAUUACUUUGAGAAGGCAUACUGGAACAACAAUCGGCAAUUUUGCGUAGUAUUGCCGCGGCGUUACGAAAGAAUGCACUUGCAGCUUCUUCUGACACCGUUCAAAUGGCAUAUUUGGUUGGUGAUCGUUUUGAUUUUGUUAGCAGUACAGCUUAGCAAUUUGCUAUGUCCUCGCUAUAUUCCGCGCUUGUUGAUUCUAAGAUGUUUUUUUGGAGGUGGCAGCCCGGAACAUACUCUUCCACUGGUUAGCAGGCUGACGGUUUGUGCGAUAUGCGUGCUUAUUUUUCUGCUCAGCGAAACAUACCAGGCGAUACUGUUGUCACUGAUGUCAGCAGAUCCCUUCGAGAAAAAUCCGGAAACCAUUGAGGAGUUCAUCGCUCUCAAUCAAACUAUAAUUUUGUUGAAAAAUGAGUUCAUUCAAUUCCCUAAAAUCUUACAAAAAUUGAUUGCCUCUAGAGAGAUCAUUUAUAUAGAUACGCUUUUGCACAAUGCGACCGUGUUAAAUUGCGAUACAGCAUAUUAUAUGAAUAGUAACUUGGCUUACGUACAUCUAGCUUCAAAACUCGAUUUGGUUGUGCUCAAACCGCCCAUAUAUUGGAAACUACAUUGGAUUGCCUUCAGCUGGAUGAGUCCGGCUGCGAGGGAGUUUCAACGGUACAUGCAUAUUUUGUUCGAUGUUGGCGUUUAUCAGAAGGUACAUCAAAGUUGGUUUCCAAAGAGGAUAUACAAAAAACGAGACCAAACAUUCAACGAUCUUAUUGUCUUGACGGAGGAUCUAGUGCCAGUUUGGGAGCUCCUGGGAACUGGUUUAUUCAUUGCAUUUUUAGCGUUUCUUGCUGAGUGGAUAACUUAUGCUGUAACUAUCUUUGCUUAUAAGAAAUAA
Messenger RNA from Anopheles coustani, 1710 nucleotides. RefSeq lists its product as uncharacterized. Bases 1 to 1710 code for a protein of 569 amino acids. The record is from RefSeq and is a predicted model, not a curated record. NCBI's taxonomy places the organism in Eukaryota, Metazoa, Arthropoda, Insecta, Diptera, Culicidae. The transcript has 2 exons.